AUGCAGAAUGUGUACUCCAGACUUGAACUGAGUUUUGAUCUUUUGGAACGUGACGAAGCCAAGUCAUGUUUUCUGCUUUGUUGCUUGUUCCCUGAAGAUUAUAAUGUUCCACUUGAAGAUUUGGUUAGUUAUGGGAUGGGUCUGGAGUUGUUUGGAGACGUGCAGAAUGUGCAUCAAGCAAGAGACAGAGUAUAUACGCUUAUUGAUGAACUGAAGGGUUCAUUUUUGUUGCUUGAAGGCGAUUCAGAGGAAUAUGAGUGUGUCAAAAUGCAUGAUAUGGUACGUGAUGUCGCCAUAUCAAUUGCCAGAGAUAAGUAUGCAUAUUUCGUAAGCUGCUAUUCUGAAAUGAAUAACUGGUGGCCUUCAAAUACUAAUAGGCAUAGAGAUUGCACUGCCAUUUCACUUCUUCGAAGAAAAAUUGACGAGCACCCUGUUGAUUUGGAAUGUCCAAAGCUACAACUUUUACUGCUCGGGUAUGGCGAUGAUUCACAACCUCUGCCUAACAAUUUUUUUGGAGGUAUGAAAGAACUCAGAGUUUUAUCUUUGGAAAUCCCAUUACUUCCACAGCCACUUGAUGUCUUGAAGAAACUUCGAACCUUGCAUCUUUGUGGUCUGGAGUCAGGAGAGAUAUCUUCAAUUUGA
Ricinus communis (castor bean) is the source of this 642-nucleotide messenger RNA. Its product is annotated as disease resistance protein RPS2-like. The record is from RefSeq and is a predicted model, not a curated record. The coding region runs from base 1 to 642 and encodes 213 amino acids. The transcript has a single exon. Lineage: Eukaryota; Viridiplantae; Streptophyta; Magnoliopsida; Malpighiales; Euphorbiaceae.